Messenger RNA from Aureobasidium melanogenum CBS 110374, 600 nucleotides. RefSeq lists its product as uncharacterized. The transcript has 3 exons. The record is from RefSeq and is a predicted model, not a curated record. The coding region runs from base 1 to 600 and encodes 199 amino acids. NCBI's taxonomy places the organism in Eukaryota, Fungi, Ascomycota, Dothideomycetes, Dothideales, Saccotheciaceae.
AUGCCUGUCCCAAGCUACGGUGCUCUUCCUCUUAGCGAGACCUUCCUCUGUGUCAGAGGAUUGAGUCUGGUCGCAAUGGUUGGUAUUGUCGGGUUGACGGCAAACUUCGUAGCUGCCAUCAACGGUGUUGGUCUUGAGCCUCCCAAAGAGAUCGUUGGAACGUUGAGUGUUACUUGUAUCGCCACGCUGUACACUCUCAUCAGCAUUCCAUUCUACAUGGCCCAAGCAAAUCUAGGCUUGUUCAUAAUGACUGCCAUUGAUGGUCUUCUCCUUCUUGCUUUCAUCGUCGUUUCGGUUACUCUCGGCAAGCCACUCAGUCUGCUUAAUUGUUUCGCUAUCGCCAAUGCGGAUGCCAAGGUUGAUGCAGCAGGCGCUGCGUCCUGGUUGCAAAGUCUCGUGCAGAACGUCAAACAGGGCGGCAGUAUCGGCUUGUAUGUCUGGGCUGGCUCAACCAGAGUCAACUGUCUUGAAACCAAGGCAAUCUGGGGAUUGUGCAUUGCGCUUUGCAUUCUGUUCUCAUGCUCAUGUAUCUUGCUGCCGACUUUGUGGUUCAAAAGCAAGAGAGCUGGUUUGCUUCCCAAGAAGAUCGAAGCUGCUUGA